GUGAGAGAGUGUGAAUGGCAUCAUCGUCGUCGGCGUUCAUGGUGAUCUGCAUCCUGCACUCGCUCAUAGCGGUCACGUGCGGGGCACUGAUGAUGUUCUACAUGAAGAAGGUCUACAUGUUCGGCCACAGAGUCCAAACUUCCACCAAGCUCUUGGGAUCGACGCCCCACGAUCAGCUCCUCAUCAAGACUUCUAAUUCCUUCUCCGGCCUUCUCCUCGUCGCCAUUGGCUUCCUCCUCUUCAUGGUCUCCUUCGUCAAGGAUCACGAUUUUCAGGUCUUCUUCGCCAAGGGCCGCACACUUCUCCACCUCUUCAUGGCCAUGUGGAGGAUCUACUUCGAACGCAAGGUCGAGGAUAUUUCAUUUGGAGGCCAUCAAUGA
Molecule: messenger RNA, 380 nt
Organism: Vigna umbellata (rice bean)
Lineage: Eukaryota; Viridiplantae; Streptophyta; Magnoliopsida; Fabales; Fabaceae
Source: RefSeq, a predicted model, not a curated record